CGAUUUUGACUAUAAAUUUAGUGUAAAGUUCAAAAAUACUUUUGUCAAACUAAAAAACUUGGUUAUAAUUAAACUUUUAGCCACUUCUUUGCACAUUUUCCCCGUUGAUAUUCAUAAAAAGUGCUGACGACAGCGUAAACGUAUACGCAUGCAAUGGGACCUGCCUUCGGCAUCCUCGUGGGUUUAGACGACAAAAUAACCGCAACGUGUCACACCUCCACAAUCCCCAUCAUGCCAAUACGCGUCCAUUUCAGGGUUUCAAUUCCCACAACAUGAAGAUACCGCUUUUCGCGCUUUAAUCGAUACCCGAAGCUGUGUUUGAUGUAUAGGAAGAUGUUAGCAGAAGGGAUGAGUAGUUAUAUGAAUGAGAGUACACAUAAAGACCCCCACACGCUAGCUGUCAUUAUUGCAGCAUGUUUUGUCCUAAUAGCAUUGCUUCUAUCAAGUGUUCUAAUUGUUCAGCAUCUCAAAUGGUAUACCAAUCCAGAGGAGCAAAAAUGGAUUGUGGCAGUUCUUUUUAUGGUUCCUGUCUAUGCCACCGACUCGAUUCUGUCAUUGUGGAAACCCAAGUUUGCUCUUGCUUGUGACAUCUUAAGAAGUUGCUAUGAAGCAUUUGCUCUUUAUUCAUUUGGAAGUUACUUGAUUGCCUGUCUUGGUGGUGAAAGAAGAGUGGUUGAAUUACUUGAAAAUGAGAAAGAAAAGCUUCUGAAGAAGCCAUUGUUAGAUGGGAAAGAUGUGACACUGGAUUUAAAUAGAACAGCAUUAUGCAAAUUCUUCAGACAACCACGUGUCCUUGGGGAAGAAUUGUUACAAAUUGAGAAAUUUGGACUAGUUCAAUACAUGAUAUUGAAGACCUUAUGUUCAUUUUUGGCAAUGAUACUAGCACUUGUUGGUGUAUAUGGUGAUGGUGAGUUCAAGUUGUACUAUGGGUACCCGUAUAUUGCGUUUGUUAUAAACUUUAGCCAAAUGUGGGCGUUAUACUGUCUCGUGAAAUUCUACCAUGUGACUCAUGAAAGACUUAAACCAAUAAGACCCCUUGCAAAGUUCAUCAGUUUUAAAGCCAUUGUAUUUGCAACUUGGUGGCAAGGUGUCGGGAUUGCCUUGUUAUGUUACCUUGAAAUUCUUCCUAAUGGCGGAAGAUUUCAAACCGAAUUGCAGGACUUUUUGAUUUGUAUUGAAAUGGCCAUUGCAGCCAUGGCUCAUACUUUUGUAUUCUCAGCAAAACAAUAUCAUUAUAUGUCAGUAUCCGAGUACGGAAAACUUUCCACCCAAAAAACAAAAGAAGUUGUGGAAGUAGAUGAGGAAAACCCGAAACCCACGCAUAUUGAGAAGAUGGAGACACAGGUUGAGGCUGCUGGGACUAGUGUCAAAGAAAGUGUUCAGGACAUAGUUGUUGAAGGGGGUCAACAUGUUGUAGAGGAUGUUAGACUGACUAUAAAUCAAGCAAUCGAACCUGUUGGGAAAGGCAUGACAAAGAUCCAAGAGACGAUCCAUCAUUUGUCAGUUGGUGAUGAGAAAGGGAAACAAGAAGUUGAAGUUGAUGAAUACAAAAAAGAUGUUACAGAAGUGGGGCCUGAUGACAAGAAGCUUGAAGUAAGAGUCGAAAAAGACGAAGAAGAAUUUGGGAGAACUCAUUUGACCCGGGAAAAUUCAGAAGUUACAAUCGAAGAGUACAAGCAUGCUGUAUCAAAUUCUAAAAGAAAGCCAAGUUAUUAAUCAACCUUUGUGAUUGUGUUGUAAUAACUUGUAUUAUAGAUGGGGCCAUUUUUCCACUUUCGACACCAAAGCCUUAGGGACUCUUUUAUAAGAGAUGGAGUUGCUCCACC
Messenger RNA from Lactuca virosa, 1826 nucleotides. Lineage: Eukaryota; Viridiplantae; Streptophyta; Magnoliopsida; Asterales; Asteraceae. The record is from the annotation of a GenBank genome assembly.